Echinostoma caproni is the source of this 436-nucleotide messenger RNA. Lineage: Eukaryota; Metazoa; Platyhelminthes; Trematoda; Plagiorchiida; Echinostomatidae. The record is from the annotation of a GenBank genome assembly.
AGGUCAGCUCGAUUUGACGGGGAUCCAGUUGGAUUCUCUAAGGCAUACCAUCAUUCGCAUACGAUCCAAAUUUCUUCAUUUAUCACGGGAUUCGAAUGUGACUAGUGAAAUCGGAAAGAUUCGCAACACGUUCGAACGUAUUCGAACGCAACUAAGAGUGAAAGACGAUGCAAUGCGUAUGCUUCAUGCUAAUCUGGAACAACGGUUGCGUCGAGCGGAACAGGAGUGUGCCACUUUGGAACAGGAGAAGCAAUGCAUGGAAGAGCACUGUGCUCGAACUGAAUCGCGUAUGGUGGAGAAACGUCGGCAGUGGUCGGAAGAUCAAGGAACAAUGAAUGGAGAGAUGAAAAUUUUGAAAAUGAAAUGUGACGAAGAAACAAAGAAAGUAGAAGAGUUACGCGUAGAAAAUCUGAAGUUGGUUCGUUUACAUAAGUGA